AUGUCCCUAUACCAGUUAGUCUAUGGUAAGGCCUAUCACUUGCCAGUGGAGUUAGAGCUCAGAGCAUAUUGGGCAACAAAAUUUCUAAACUUUGAUGCCAAGGUUGCAGGAGAGAAGAGGCUGCUCCAACUAAAAGAGCUUGAUGAGUUCAGAAACUCUGCUUAUGAGAAUGUCAAGCUCUAUGAAGAAAAAAUCAAGAUGUGGCAUGACAAGAAGAUAGCUACAAGAACUUUUGAGCCAAGCGAGCAAGUGUUAUUGCUCAAUUCAAGGCUCAAGCUCUUUCUUAGGAAGCUAAAGUCCCGGUGGUUAGGACCUUUUGUGGUAACCAGAGUGUCACCGUAUGGUCAUGUGAAACUUCAAAAAGAGAACUCUGAUAGAAGAUUCACAGUCAAUGGCCAAAGUUUGAGGCAUUAUCUUGGAGGCGAGAUUGAUCGCCAAAUGUCCACUUAUCUACUGACUUAG
Messenger RNA from Arachis ipaensis, 462 nucleotides. RefSeq lists its product as uncharacterized. NCBI's taxonomy places the organism in Eukaryota, Viridiplantae, Streptophyta, Magnoliopsida, Fabales, Fabaceae. The record is from RefSeq and is a predicted model, not a curated record.